AUGGCACGGCCGGACACCUUUGCCGGGGCGGCAAUCUACGUCCCGAUACUUCUCCGCUACCUCUACGACCCGUUCGUCCUGGGCUUCUACUGCCCUUACGCGUGGCAGAUAUCGUCAAGCAAGAUGCGCGGGUUCUUCAACCGCCACAUCACAAACGCGGCCUCGCGAUCACAGACGUCGCAAUCCCUCCUCAGCGAGACAGGUUUCCGGCCCGCAGCAGGCACGUGUUCGCCUUGUCGUAUCCUGGACAUUGGAGUCGGAACGGGCUACUUUCUUAAGCAUGCGCCUAUACCAGCGGGGUCCGAGGUUUACCUCGUUGACCUUAACCCGGCCGCGCUCCACGCCGCUAAGUCACGCAUGCUGAAGGCGCACCCGAAGACGACGUGCGAGGCCUCCGUUGCCGACUUUCUGGAUCCGCAGGGGAGGGGCUUGAGUUGCGGAGAUCUGGGUGGCGGUUCCUUCGACGCCAUCUCGACGACGAUGCUGCUUCACUGCUUGCCGGGACCUCCGGCAAGAAAGGCGACGGCCCUGGUCCGCCUACGCCACCUCCUCGCUCCCGGGGGUACCUUGUUCGGGGUGACGAUCUUGGGACGUGGCGUCAAGCACAACAUAUGGGGGAAGCAACUGAUGUUUUGGCACAAUCUCCUGGGGGUGUUUGGAAAUACGGAAGACGACGUUGAGGGCUUCGUCGGGCCGCUGAGGGAGGCGUUUGAGGACGUAAGAUGGGAGGUGCAUGGCGUUAUGCUACUGUUCGAAGCGAGAGACCCCAUACCUUGA
Molecule: messenger RNA, 777 nt
Organism: Colletotrichum destructivum
Lineage: Eukaryota; Fungi; Ascomycota; Sordariomycetes; Glomerellales; Glomerellaceae
Product: Putative S-adenosyl-L-methionine-dependent methyltransferase superfamily
Exons: 1
Coding region: 1-777 (258 amino acids)
Source: RefSeq, a predicted model, not a curated record